AAAGAUUGAACAACUUUUGUUUUGCAACCAUGACAUUGUUCACCAAUAACCAUUCCUUUCACCACCUCUUCCUCUUCCUCCUCCUAAUCACCUUCCUCCACCUCUUCUCCUCAACCGCCGCCCUCGGCGUCAACUAUGGCAUGAUUGCUGAUAAUCUCCCUUCACCAACUGAAGUUGCCAACUUUAUCAAAACCCAAACAAUUUUUGAUAGUGUUAAAAUCUUUGAUUCCAACCCUGAUGUCCUUAGAGCUUUUGCUAACACAAAUAUUUCGGUCUCAGUCACGGUUGCCAAUGGAGAAAUCCCUUCUUUAACGACCGUUCGAGCAGCUAGGCGAUGGGUGAAUGCUCAUAUUCGCCCUUUUCAUCCACAGACAAAGAUCAAGUAUAUUAUUGUUGGCAAUGAAGUUUUGCUUUUAAACAACCUUGCUGAAAUUAACAAUCUUUUGCCUGCUAUGAAAUGUCUUAACCGUGCCUUGCAUAAUUCCCAAAUUCAAGAUAUUAAGGUUACAUCGGCUCAUGCCCUUAAUAUAUUCAAUGGUCUCACAGUACCAAGUUUGGCUCGGUUCAGGAUCGAUUAUGCAAAGAGCUUUUUUGCACCUUUACUACUAUUCCAUCGUAGAACCAAAUCACCAUUCAUGAUCAAUCCUUACCCUUACUUUGAAUUGAAUGCAAUAGGAAACAAAUUGGACUUUGCCCUUUUCAAAAGAAACCCUGGUUUGUUUGAUGGACAUAGUGGCAAAACAUACACCAAUGCCUUUGAUGCUCUUUUGGACAAGACAUUUUCGGCCAUGAGUGCCAUUGGUUGUGGAGAUGUUGAGAUUGUCAUUGGUGAAACCGGUUGGCCUUCUCAGGGUGAUGGGGGAAACCUAGUUGCUACUAUUGAUAAUGCACUUUCUUACAAUGGGAAUUUGGUUAGGGAAAUCCUUUCAGGCAAUGGGACACCUUUGAUGCCAAAUAGGACGUUUGAGACUUAUAUUUUUGGCUUGUUUAAUGAGAAUCAAAAACCAGGUCCUCUUGCUGAGAAGAACUGGGGAUUGUUUAGACCAGAUUUCACCCCUGUUUAUAAUGCUGGAGUUUUGCGCAAUGGCCGACCGGUACCAACACCUACGCAACCACAACCAACUCCAUCUCCGGCAACACCAGUACCAUCAGGCAAGAGAUUUUGUGUUCCGAAACCUGGAGUUACAGAUGCACAAUUGCAAUCAAACCUGGAUUAUGCAUGUAGCCAAGGUACUAAUUGCAGUCCAAUUCAACCUGGUGGACCUUGUGCUGAACCUCCCACCACGAGGUCUCGUGCAACAUUUGCCAUGAAUUCUUUCUAUCGAAGCAAAGGUGAAGUUGAUAGCGCCUGUGAUUUUUCUGGCACUGCUCAAAUCACCACUGUCAAUCCAAGUUAUGGCAACUGCCACUAUGUCUGAAGAAUUGGAUGGGAAAGAUUAGUUAUUGAGAGAAAUUUUUGGUUUGGUGGAAAAGCUUGAGAAAUUCCCUCACAUAUACAAUUCAUGUGCAGUGUAAUUCUUUAUAUUCUUUGAUGAAAUGUAGAAGUCAUAAUUUCCAAUAAUGGUUAUUUGUUUAAAGGCAAAGCUUCAUUGCCAACAAUGAUAAAACCAUUCGAGUUCCUAAAAAUUAUGACAAAAUGUUAA
Messenger RNA from Durio zibethinus, 1643 nucleotides. Its product is annotated as glucan endo-1,3-beta-glucosidase-like. Gene Ontology annotation, biological process: carbohydrate metabolic process. The record is from RefSeq and is a predicted model, not a curated record. Gene Ontology annotation, molecular function: hydrolase activity, hydrolyzing O-glycosyl compounds. NCBI's taxonomy places the organism in Eukaryota, Viridiplantae, Streptophyta, Magnoliopsida, Malvales, Malvaceae.